Molecule: messenger RNA, 591 nt
Organism: Octopus sinensis (East Asian common octopus)
Lineage: Eukaryota; Metazoa; Mollusca; Cephalopoda; Octopoda; Octopodidae
Exons: 5
Coding region: 25-405 (126 amino acids)
Source: RefSeq, a predicted model, not a curated record
UGUUUGUUGUUGUUGUCGUUAUUGAUGAGGUUUCGAUUAGUUCGUCAACAUAUUUAUAUCUGUGUUUAUUUGCAGGUCGUAACAACACAAAGGAAAGUCAAUACUCCCAAAUGUACGAAGCACCAGAAGCUGAAGAAGAAGACGAAAAAGAACGAGCUUUCAGCGCGCUCGAACACACCCCUGAAAACACAUACCGUAACCAUCGCUACUCGAGAAGGUACAAUAGCUAUGGCGGUAGUUACAGAUCCUACCACACGCGGUACCACGACGCUUAUAACCGAGGAGAAGCGGGAGAUAGUCCUUACACCACUACCAAGAUCAACGUAUGAAAGGGUUUUUGCCAUGAAAAACAGCGACGCGGGGGACAACGGGUGUCUGGACAGAACGCCAUAUUUGAUUAUGUGAUUAUGGACAACGUACCACCAUUGGCGAGCAGACGACACAGAAUGCCGUUGACUGUUAGGAUUACACACGUGCGCGCGCACACACACAUCCACACACACACACAUAUUCAUGCACACAAACACACACGACAUAUCCGCAUGCAUAUACAUAUACUUGCAAUCAUAUACGCACACUGACAAAUACACA